Messenger RNA from Colletotrichum abscissum, 1599 nucleotides. RefSeq lists its product as uncharacterized. The transcript is spliced from 2 exons. NCBI's taxonomy places the organism in Eukaryota, Fungi, Ascomycota, Sordariomycetes, Glomerellales, Glomerellaceae. Bases 1 to 1599 code for a protein of 532 amino acids. Gene Ontology annotation, cellular component: U2 snRNP; U2-type prespliceosome; catalytic step 2 spliceosome. Gene Ontology annotation, biological process: regulation of alternative mRNA splicing, via spliceosome; mRNA cis splicing, via spliceosome. The record is from RefSeq and is a predicted model, not a curated record. Gene Ontology annotation, molecular function: RNA binding.
AUGGCCUCGACUGCGACGAACGGCGACGCCGCCGCCGUGUUGGACGAACUCAAGCCUCCUACCGGUGUUGUUCUGCCGCCUCGCGAGAUUCGUAAUGUUCUCGAAAAGACGGCAGGUUACGUUGCGCGAAACGGUCUCAUCUUUGAGGACAGAAUUCGCGAAAAGGAGCGCUCCAACCCCAAAUUCAGUUUCCUUAACAACACCGACGCAUACCAUGCAUUCUAUCAGUGGCGCCUUGAUGAGAUCAAGGCCGGCCGCGGCACCGCCAUCGCAGCAGGACGCGCCAACGAAGCAGCAGCACCCGUCGAGCAGAAGCCCCAAGGCCCGCCCAAGCCUCCCGAUUUCCAGUUCUCGGCCCGCAUGCCGCGCAUCAAUCAGAAGGAUCUCGAGGUCAUCCGAUUGACCGCCCUAUUUGUCGCGAAGAAUGGUCGCCAGUUUAUGACCCAGCUCGCCCAACGCGAGGCCGGCAACCCCCAGUUCCAAUUCCUCAUUCCGAACCACACGUUCCACAACUUUUUCCAACAUCAGGUCGACCAGUACACAGCGUUAUUGAGAGCCAGCGGCUUGGGUGGCGAAGGCGGCAAGAUUGAGCAAGAGAGGAUCAACCAUAUCCAGCAAAACAUCGACGACAAGUACCAUGUUCUGAGCCGCGCGAAGCAACGUGCCGAGUACUCAAAGUUCCAGGAAGUUGAGAAGGUAAAGAAAGAGGAGGAAGACGAGAAGAAGAAGCUUGAGUUUGCCCGGAUCGACUGGAACGACUUUGUGGUUGUCGAGACUAUUGUCUUCACAGAUGCCGACGAGUCCGCGAACCUGCCGCCUCCGACGAAUCUUUCCGAACUGCAAUACGCUUCCCUUGAGGAGAGGAACAAGGCAUCAUUAACCAAUCUUCGCAUUGAGGAGGCCAUGCCCGAUGAGGAGACCUCGUACAACGCCUACCCCCAGACCUCUCAGACGUUACCAGUUCACACUGGCUAUGCGCCUCAGCAGCAGCAGCAGCAAUUCCAGGCGCAAGCCCCAGUAGGCUUCCAAGGAUAUCCAGACGGCACACCGCGACGAUCAGCAGAAGAGGAGGAGGAAGAGCGGAGGAUCCAGGAGAGGACAGAGGCACGUGCCCGGGAACAACAAGCACGCGCUGAAGCUCGUGGCGGAACUGCUCCGAUGAAGAUUAAAGAGAACUACGUGCCCCGCGCACUCCAACGAGCGGCCAACAAACAGAGUGUCCAGAUGGCACUAUGCCCGAACUGCAAGCAGCAAAUUCCCAUGGAUGAGCUGCAGGAUCAUAUGAGGAUUGAACUGCUGGACCCUCAAUGGAAGGACCAAAAGGCAAAGGCAGAAGCUAGAUACUCCACGACCAACUUGUCCACGGCGGAUGUCGCAAACAACUUGAAGCGACUUGCCAGUCAGAGAAGCGACGUCUUUGACGGCGUCACCGGCCAACCCCUGUCGGAAGAAGAGGCUGCUCGGCGCAAAAAGGCCACGAUUCAUAGUUUCGAUGGUAAUCCUGAUGGCAAGAGCCAGGCUCACAUCAACCACCUGCACAACCUGAAUGUCGAGGAGCAGAUCCGUGCUAUUCACCAGAGAUUUGCGGACAAGAAGUGA